This is a messenger RNA of Ochotona princeps (American pika), 995 nucleotides long. RefSeq names its product olfactory receptor 6B1. Gene Ontology annotation, cellular component: membrane. Gene Ontology annotation, molecular function: G protein-coupled receptor activity; olfactory receptor activity. The coding region runs from base 35 to 970 and encodes 311 amino acids. The record is from RefSeq and is a predicted model, not a curated record. Lineage: Eukaryota; Metazoa; Chordata; Mammalia; Lagomorpha; Ochotonidae. Gene Ontology annotation, biological process: G protein-coupled receptor signaling pathway. The transcript has a single exon.
CUCCUCCAGGGGAUCUAAGCCUUGUGCCUCCAACAUGGAAGUGGAGAAUCAGACACGAGUCACCAAGUUCAUUCUUGUAGGGUUCCCUGGGAGCUUGAGCAUGCGUGCAGCAGUGUUCUUGAUGUUCCUUGUGGCUUACCUUCUAACAGUGACUGAGAACGUAAUCAUCAUCCUGUUGGUGCAGCAGAACCGGCCACUUCACAAGCCUAUGUACUUCUUCCUGGCCAACCUCUCCUUCUUGGAGACCUGGUACAUCUCUGUGACUGUGCCCAAGCUAUUGUUUAGUUUUUGGUCCAUGAGCAACAGCAUCUCAUUCACUCACUGUAUGAUACAACUUUAUUUCUUCAUAGCACUCAUGUGCACAGAAUGUGUGCUCCUGGCUGCCAUGGCCUAUGACCGUUACGUGGCAAUCUGUCGCCCACUCCACUAUCACACUAUCAUGAGUCAUGGACUUUGCUUCCGCCUGGCUCUUGGUUCUUGGACUAUUGGCUUUGGCAUCUCCUUGGCAAAGAUCUACUUUAUUUCUCGCCUCAGCUUCUGUGGCCCCAAUGUCAUCAAUCACUUCUUCUGUGAUAUCUCUCCAGUACUUAACCUCUCCUGCACAGACAUGUCCAUGGCUGAGUUGGUGGACUUCGUGCUGGCAUUGAUCAUCUUCCUCUUCCCACUGUCAAUCACUGUCCUCUCCUAUGGCUGUAUUCUGGCCAGUGUCUUACGCAUGCCCACAGGAAAGCAGAAAGCUUUCUCCACUUGUGCCUCCCACCUUGUGGUGGUCACGAUCUUCUAUUCAGCUACUAUUUUCAUGUAUGCCCGGCCCCGAGCUAUCCAUGCUUUCAACAUGAACAAAAUCAUUUCCAUCUUUUAUGCUAUUGUCACCCCUGCUCUCAACCCUUUCAUAUAUUGCCUAAGGAAUCGAGAGGUCAAAGAAGCUCUGAAGAAGCUGGCCCACUGCCAGACCAUCAGAUCUGACUAGUCCAUUACAACUGAUUAGAAAGAAA